Rhagoletis pomonella (apple maggot) is the source of this 1072-nucleotide messenger RNA. RefSeq names its product beta-1,3-glucosyltransferase. Gene Ontology annotation, molecular function: acetylglucosaminyltransferase activity. NCBI's taxonomy places the organism in Eukaryota, Metazoa, Arthropoda, Insecta, Diptera, Tephritidae. The record is from RefSeq and is a predicted model, not a curated record. Gene Ontology annotation, cellular component: membrane.
AUGACCGUACAGCCGCAGAACAUUUUCUUUGCCGUCAAAACUUGCAAUCGCUUUCACAAUGAACGAGUGCCCAUUAUAAAAGCAACCUGGGGUCAGAUUGUAACACACAUUCGAUACUACAGCGAUGUAAUGGAUCCAGAAAUUCCAACAACUUAUACAGGUGUCCCCAAUACGGAACUUGGUCACUGUGAAAAAACAUUGAAAAUUUUGAAGUUAGCUUUUCAAGAGAUCAACGAACUCAAUAUGAGAUUGGAAAAUGCAGAACCAGAACUAGAGAAACGUAUCAAUUGGCUCGUUUUGGCCGACGAUGAUACACUGUUGAGUAUUCCUAACCUUUGUGAGUUGCUUGGUUGCUUUAAUCAUAAACACGACAUUUAUCUUGGCGAGCGGUACGGGUUUCAUAUCAAUAGCGGUUUUAAUUAUAUAACCAGCGGUGGAGGCGUAGCUUUAAGUUUAUCCGCUGUAGAAAAACUAAUCGCAUAUUGCCAUUGCAGCCGUCCUCAGGAUGCCGAUGAUAUGUUGUUGGGAAUAUGCUUCAGUAAUCUGGAAGUGCCAGUCAUAAACUCUGCACAAUUUCAUCAGCUUCGUCCGCAGGACUAUCCAGUAGAGUUACUAUCUCUUGAUCCACCAAUAUCAUUUCAUAAGUUCUACGAUGUGGAUCCACUCGCUGUCUAUGAGCAAUAUUUCUCUGUUGCUGAUCGGCGGAUGCUGCAAAAAAUAAAUGACAGUGAUUUGAAAUAACUGAUUAGAAAUAAUAAAUAUUAUUACAUGUAGUCCCUCUGUUUGUUGUUAGUUGGAUAUGGUAAAGAAAGUUUCCCUUAGUAACGAAAAUUUAAUAUGUCAUAAUAUUAUCACUGGCUCAUAUCUGUGGUCUUUGUUGUUUUGUCAAAAGUCCACAGAUAUGUAAAUGUAAAUCGACUAUUAGAAUAUAUAUUCUCGCUUCUAUCUGCGAAUUAUCUUUCCAUUUUCGUUUACGAAAAUAACAAUCUGGUAUCAUUACGUUAAAUGGAGUUCUUGUAAGUGUUCCCACAACUAACCCUUAAUAAAGGCAAUACAAAAUGUUUUUGUAACC